AUGGCUGUCACGUACUUUCUAUUCUCGGCAAACACGCUUCUGUCAGCCCAAGUCAUACAAGCGGAAGAUGUCAUGGCAGUCACUUACUGGCUAUUCCCGUUGAACACGCAUCCGUCAGCCCAGGUCACACGAGCGGGACAGGUCAUGGCAGUCAUUUACUGGCUAUUUCCAUCAAACACGCUUCUGUCAGCCCAGGCCACACGAGCGGGACAGGUCAUGGCUGUCACUUACUUUCUAUUCUCGGCAAACAUGCUUCUGUCAGCCCAAGUCAUUGUCAUGGCUGUCACUUACUUUCUAUUCUCGGCAAACACGCUUCUGUCAGCCAAGUCACACAAGCGGGACAGGUCAUGGCAGUCGCUUACUGACUAUUCCCAUCAAACACGCUUCUGUCAGCCCAUGUCACACGAGCGGGACAGGUUAUGA
Messenger RNA from Truncatella angustata, 423 nucleotides. RefSeq lists its product as uncharacterized. The record is from RefSeq and is a predicted model, not a curated record. NCBI's taxonomy places the organism in Eukaryota, Fungi, Ascomycota, Sordariomycetes, Amphisphaeriales, Sporocadaceae. The transcript has a single exon. The coding region runs from base 1 to 423 and encodes 140 amino acids.